Topomyia yanbarensis is the source of this 3469-nucleotide messenger RNA. RefSeq lists its product as uncharacterized. The transcript has 8 exons. Gene Ontology annotation, cellular component: neuron projection membrane. The record is from RefSeq and is a predicted model, not a curated record. Gene Ontology annotation, biological process: synapse organization. Lineage: Eukaryota; Metazoa; Arthropoda; Insecta; Diptera; Culicidae. The coding region runs from base 1015 to 2460 and encodes 481 amino acids.
CUAGCAGUAAAGUUAGUUGAUUGUGAAACGUCCUUGCGUCCAGACGGUUGGCAACCAAUGUUCGUGAAAUAAACCCGUUGAACGCAUAUGAAACGGCAGAACUAAGAGCUACCGUGCGGUGGAAAGCUCCAUUUCAUCGUACACCACGGCUUUUACACCCAGUAGACUGAACCCAAAAAAUACGCAGGUGGUGUGCGGUCGCAGGCUCCUACUGGAAGUUGUAACGAGCUAAGCGAAAUGAGGCUUCGUGCAAUGCGUGGUUUGCUUCGCUGUUAUCGUUACUCGUGCCAUUUGGAUAUGCCCGAGAUGAAAUUGGAUUAUUGAAUUAAAACACAACUUUCUCAUUCUGCCCACACACGAAACGGUUCGAGUGGAUAAUGGAAGGUACGAAUACACAACCGGUAACUAUCAGUGCUUGGUUUGGCUGAUGUUCCCAGAGUGUGGUGCUGGGCGUAGUGACAGCAGGAGCGAAAGCCGCAAUGAAUUUAUAUGUGCGUUUCGCGUACGAGUGCUAAUUGCCAUAAACGCAAACUGGUGAUUCACCCGUACGGUGCACCUUCCGGGGAGCAGUUUGUGGAAUGGAAAUGGCUCGAACGGAACAGCUCGGAACUUCAGCAGUGGAUUUAUGCAGGAGUGCAAAAAUGAAGUUCAAACUUAUGAUAGUGCAGUGUCUAUAGAGAAUAAUAAAUAAAAUUCAAGACGUCGAGCUAUCUGAGGUCUGACUGCAUACUUGUCGAGAAAAAUGAGCUAUAGAUAUUAAAUUCAAUUACAGUAGAGUGAAGCUGAAUAGAGGCAAGUGAAAAAAGAGUGCCGAAGCGAUGACAGCAAAAUUCAAAAGAUGCCAAGAAAAGAAGCUCUCGUAUUCCAUCGUGCGAAGGAACGGAAGCUGCUGGAGGAUAAACGAAAUUACGAUGUAGGAGUGAAAACUUUCUAUAUAGACAGAGCAUGUGCCAUCAGUGAUUGUGAUAAAAUCGUCUUCAUGCGGAGAAUGUAGAUGCAGUAAAAUAUUUUGUGAUGACAUCGUCGUAUUGCUCACACCAUCAAUGUAACAAUGUCGCUUUCGCGACCAUUGUCUUUUUGCUGACGACGAUGAUAGAUAUGAGAGAACAAACCAUGUUAACCGAGUAUCCCCCAACGACGGAAGCCGUACCAUAUUCUAAACAAAUCAGUUCGAGCAGCAAAUUGUCAUCGCCGUCAGUUCCGAUGUCGGCGACGGAGAAGAUAUUGCUUAAUGUGACAACGACAGACACGUUGACACCUUCGGAGCAGCUUCGAGAAAAUUUCUCGACACCUCAGUACGAGACGGCAGCAUUGCCGCAGUCACCGCCCACGAUUGCGGCAGCAUCAUCGCAACCAACGACCGUAGUACCAUCCUCUUCUCUGACAACAGGAGCACAGACGGUGGAUCAACACAAAUCUAACUAUAGCAUAAAGUUCACAACUUUUCGACCAUUACUAGUACCUACUUUACCUGAUAUUCGACAUAGGAUUAUACAUUCGAUGCCUUAUCAGUCCAAGCAUCACCACGAGCGGCAUUGGGGUCCAUUUUUCGAAGAGCCACUCAACGUGACUUCCGGGGCACUGCAAGUCGGCUAUCAUUUGUCAACGGAAGCAAUCCUCAACUGUAGGGUAGGGAUGCUCAAGGAUAAAACGGUGAUGUGGAUCCGUAGGACAACCGAUAAGGUAUCUCUGCUCACAGUAGGAAACAAUACGUAUAGUGGCGAUCCGAGGAUAAGAGUGAAAUUUCAAUAUCCAAAUAACUGGCGCCUACAUAUCAACCCGAUCAAGAAUGACGAUGGUGGCUUAUAUAUGUGCCAAGUUUCUACGCAUCCGCCCAGAGUUUUCGCCACCAAUCUCACAGUACUAGAACCCGCAGUCCGGAUCGUCGAUGAGAUGGGAUACGAGUUCUAUGACCGAUACUAUAAAUUAGGUAGCACAAUCGAUAUAUCAUGUCAGGUGUCGUUAUCGUAUCUGGCAACCCUGCCGGUGAGAACCCGGCCGGUGUCGACAGGACAUGAUGCCAAUAGUCUACAGAUGGUGCCAUCUGGCGGCGACAGCACCGGCGGCAUCAAUAGCGCGAGUACGACCAAUUCCAAACUUUUCAACGAGGGAGCGACAACUAGCAAUAAUAAUAAAGAUAAGGCCAAACAAUCGUUACCGCAAAACAUCGUGUGGAAAAAAGAUAGUACCGAGCUACCGAAAGAUAUCAAGCUCAGCUAUAGCCUGUCGAAGCAGUGGUUCAACAGCCGACUCUCCAUUAGACAGGCCGAGCGGAUACAUAGCGGUAUCUACACGUGCACGGUUGCCGACAAACAGACGAUCUCCGCACAAAUUCAAGUACUGAACGGUGAAACGCCGGCUGCGGUCCAGCAUAACCGAGGAGACAGGGAAAGGACAAUUUCUGCACUGAUCUUCUAUUGCGUUCUCUGCUGGAUCCAACUGCACAUAUCCUACACGUAAUGUACCGGUGAAGUCCGAGGCACGAAAGCGACAAUAUAUCAAUCAUUCCGAAAAGGCGCAACCAUCAUGAUUAAUUAUUCCCUCUUUGUGGGUGGGUCGGCGGCGGCGGUUGGCUCUACUCAUUCAACAAUCACUGGCCAACACAAUCGAAGCAUAGCCCCGGGCACAUUUAUCCAGUUGCAGAUGGUCACAAUCAGCGCAAUUUCGGUCAUCAUCCGAUUAGGAAAGAUUUCGGUGCGAAUAAUGAAGCGCCUUUAGCGGAACCACCCAACAAUAGAACCCGAGAGUCAUGAUUUAUGCAUCAUUUUUCAUCUCUGGCACCACCAACGGCUGAUGAUUCCGAAUAAGCGUUCGUUUAAUCGCCAUUCUCAGCCUCAUUGUUAUUCCAUUGCAUCUCGUUCCUACCAUUCAUCCGAAAACGUUCUUUUUUUCAUUUUAUUACCAAAAACUCUCGGCAUAUCGUGGUGGACAAAUGCACAAUGAGAAAACAGUUGACCAUUUGAUUGCACAUUAUGAAGUGAAUAAUACCAACCAAACGAACGAGAAAAAAAUCAAAAGGAAGUUUAUUUUCUAGGAAUUGAAUUCUAACAAAUUGUUAAAAGUUUAUUAACGGUUAUGUAAAUACACUACUAACUACAGCUGUAAGUGAUGUUUUGAGUGAAUAUUAGUAAGAUAAAACAACUAGUUAAAAUUCUAGUGAAUUUUGAAAAUAUUGAAACAAUAGUAAUCUCAUCUGACAAACAUUUCAAGCAGAACGAUGAAAAUGGUUAAAGGUAAAAUAUAUCUUCGAACUCAUUAUUGCAAAAUCUAUAUAUAUAUACACAAAUCUUCUAAACACACAUAUUGCAAAAACAACACAGCUGUAUCUAAAAAAUGAGUGUAAUAUAUGAAAACAAACUAAAGAAAGAAUGAACUAUUGUACUAUUAAAUCACGGGAUAAAAUAAAAAAAAUUAUAUACGAAAAGGGAACUGAGAAAAACUUACACAGCGUAUAUAAACAAACGAAAAA